Molecule: messenger RNA, 3382 nt
Organism: Salarias fasciatus (jewelled blenny)
Lineage: Eukaryota; Metazoa; Chordata; Actinopteri; Blenniiformes; Blenniidae
Gene: tirap
Product: toll-interleukin 1 receptor (TIR) domain containing adaptor protein
Exons: 3
Coding region: 217-1089 (290 amino acids)
Biological process (GO): positive regulation of canonical NF-kappaB signal transduction; toll-like receptor 4 signaling pathway; positive regulation of tumor necrosis factor production
Cellular component (GO): plasma membrane; cytoplasm
Molecular function (GO): Toll-like receptor 2 binding; Toll-like receptor 4 binding
Source: RefSeq, a predicted model, not a curated record
CAGAUCAUACCCAGUCGACAUGUUAAAGGGGAAUUCUUAUUUUGGCUGUUAAAAGCACAUCCACAGUGCGCAGAGACUGUGACCACAAGUCCAUGGCAGUUGUGAAGCAAAGUAGAAGUUUGAAUCUGCUCAGUGAGGCAUAAUGAGACACUUUGCAUAUAAACUUUGAGCACGGAUGUCUCUCUCAGGGCUAAAAACUUCCUCUUUUGAAAGGGCAUGCCAUUAACUUUGUCUUUUCAGCAAGUGCAGAAGUCGUUGCCGCUGUCAUUUGUACAUGUGUGUACAGACGAGACAACAGGCAGCCAGCAUAAUGGGGCAUUAAACAUGGAAGUAUUUUGGAGAAGAGUUGAUGAUAUGAACAUGAAUGGCUGGUUUCAAAAAUUCUAUAAAAAAAAACUGUCUUUCUUGGCACAACAUGAAAAAGACAUUAAUGAAACAAAAGGCCCACAGACCUCUGGCAACUGCGUGCAACCACUGACCCUCACUGGGACAGCACCAUCCACACAAUCUGUUCUGGACUCUGAGGUGAGGUGGAAAUGGAAAUAUGACGUGUUCGUGUGCCACAGUAAUGCCCACAGUGACAUUGAAGAGGCCACGCGUUUGGUCUCCUUCCUUGAGGGUUCCCCACACAGGCUCAGGUGCUUCCUGUGGCAGAGGGACACCUGCCCCGGUGGAGCCGUUUCCACUGAGUUCUGCCAGGCGGUGCAGGACAGUCACUUGCGUGCCCUUCUCAUCACUCCCACCUUUGUCAAGGAUGACUGGUGUGGCUACAUGAUGCACCAGGCAAUCGCAGAGGGACCAAUGUCAAACAGGAUGAUUCCCAUGAUCCAGAACCUGCACCACUGUCAAUACCCACCUGAACUGAAGUUCUACUACUACAUUGAUCUCAGCAAAAAUCCUCUCCAAGGCUACACACAUGUCAAAAAGACUAUACUGAAGAACCUGGAAUACCUGCUUAAAAAGGAGAUGGUACUUAAAGAUGGCAUCAUGGGAGUCUCUCACCGGCGAUUAGAGCCAGAAGACAAGCUGACGCCAUCAAAGCAUGGCCACACUGAGACAUCUAUUCCACUGGAAGUGACGCCAAAGUGACAUGAAAGCUUGAGUGACAUUUGCUGUAAUCAAAUUAAAGUAAAGAAAAAAAGACAAAGGGUGAGUGGUUCAGAAACCACAACCACUGCAGCUGUUGACUGAACUCAUGUUUUCAUGAUCUUCUUUCAUGAUGCCCAGCAGUGAAUUUCAGUAGGAACUCCAUAUUUGGAUUUCUUUUUUGAUAAGUGUGUGGUUAGGGGUAUACAGGAAACUUCUUCUUCUUCCAGCAGACGGUGUGUGUGUGUGUGUGUGUGUGUGUGUGUGUGUGUGUGUGUGUGUGUGUGCGUGCGUGCGUGCGUGUGUGUGGUGUGUGAGAGAAAAGGGGUUUUGAUUUCCGUUGUCAACCUACAGCAGUACACUCUGUACUGACCUAUUUAUACUGACUGCACAUGGAGGGAAUGACUGUUUAUGAUGUUAGAUUAACACCCAUAAUCCCCCCUAAAACUGAUUUUCCAAAUUUAAAUUUACAACCAGUCACCAAUAUCCCUGAAAGUCAUUUUGUGGAGACAGGGUUGGAAAUCAGCUGUACCAACAAAUGAUGUUCACCACUAGGUGGCGUAGUCUCCUCUAUACUGAAAAAAAAACCUGAAUGAUGAUGCCUUUUUGUGAAUGUGAGAUUUCUUUGAAGAAUGAGAAAGGCUGAUGAGCAGCAAGAAAACUGGAAAUAUCCACCCAUAACAAACCGCUGACAGAAGCAUGAUGUUUUUUUAUUGAGCUAUGCUUCAAGUGAUCGGGGCGGUUAAAAAUUCCACUUGAGACAGAACUUCAUGCUUCUCUCUGUUUUUGCUUAAAGAUCUCUUAAACUCAGCAAGAUACCCAGUGGACGGCUUUCAUCUGUCCAUAACGGCAACCCUACGAUUCCUUUGAGAUGUUUAUUUGCUGUGUGUUAACUGGCUUCUCUGAGCUGCCAGUGGAUCUGAAUGUGAGCCAGCCCGGCUGUGGACUGCGUAAGUGGAUUGGCUCCAGGCCCUGUAACUCUGAGCAGGUAAUAGUCAUCACGGAUAUGACUACUGGAGCAAGUCGAAACACUGGGAAAAAGCACAAGUUGUCCUUUCAAAAUACUCCGACUUCUGUUUUAGAUAUGACUUUUUGUCCUUGGUCACACCUUCUGUCAAACAAACUAGUUGUGACUUGGUCGAUAGAGCAGGUUAUUUCUCAAUUGAAGUGUUGCAGGUUUGAUUCACUGCAUGUCUGCAUUUCGUCAUAUCUUUGAGCAUUACACCUCGACUUGCUCCCAGUGGAUGGAGCGACCUUGUUGCAUGGCCACCGCCUCCAUUGUAAAAUGCCUCAGUGUUGAAUUUACUCACUCUAUAUAAGGUAUUUACUGAAUCAAAUGGAGUCUAAUGUUUAUUAUCCUAAAGCCUUACUUGCUUUUUUUCAUGCCACACCCUAUAAUAAGAGCUACACAAGGCCUUUUCUGGUUUUUAUCAAUGCUGUGUCUUUGUGCCAGUUUCCCUCCCCUCCAAGCAGAAAGCAGACAUUUCACACCACAAUAAAAGAUACUUGAUAAUCACCUCUUUUGUGGCAAGCCAACGCUGUGAUAUCGAAAUUUAGGGUGAUCUCCAAGAGGCACAGAUGUUCCAUGACAAACUCUGUGAGGCUCCUGUUGUUAACAAUACAGUCAUCUCUCUCACACACAUGUAAACACAAACACAUGUGAGCAUGAGGAACACACUUGCUAACACAAAGCAUAUCCAAAAACCCUCACAAAAAAUGUGUCUUACACAUCCCGACCCAAACACUAAUCUUAACCCAGUGUACUCUAAUAAUGUCUGACGCUAAUCCGACAUUCUCCCAGAACAAACCUAUUUUGACUUUCAAAAAUGUGGAACUUUGUUUGCAUACAAGUGUGCAAAUGUGGUGUAUGGACAAAACACACACACGCACACACUUAAGAUAUGUAAGGGUGUUUUGAGCACUGAAAGAAAAAACUGUGCGCUGUAGUUAUAGUUCUGAUCAUUUCAAUAUUGCACAUAUAAAUGUUUAUUUCAUUGAUUGCACACAUGCAGUGUGUAAACCAUAGCAAUACAUGAAGUUAUUUUGAGAUAGGUAAAUUAAUAAUCUUUAGUUAAAUUGUUUGUCUGUUUCCACACAUACACUAUUUUUUUCUUUUUCAUAUUUUCUUUGUUUUUUAAAGGAAAAAAAGUGUCACAUUUUGCAUAAAUUACAUGAAAAGUAAGUUUGAUGUGCUUUAUAUAUUCCUAAUAGUCACCAGAUCCAGAAUUACGAGUAAAGUAAAACAUUACUUUUGAUGCCUAUCAUUGUAUGGACGAAAUAAAAAUGUAUUUAAAUG